Coccomyxa subellipsoidea C-169 is the source of this 3591-nucleotide messenger RNA. RefSeq names its product IKI3-domain-containing protein. Lineage: Eukaryota; Viridiplantae; Chlorophyta; Trebouxiophyceae; Coccomyxaceae. The record is from RefSeq and is a predicted model, not a curated record. Gene Ontology annotation, biological process: tRNA wobble base 5-methoxycarbonylmethyl-2-thiouridinylation. Gene Ontology annotation, cellular component: elongator holoenzyme complex; cytosol. The transcript is spliced from 20 exons. Gene Ontology annotation, molecular function: tRNA binding; protein binding. The coding region runs from base 1 to 3591 and encodes 1196 amino acids.
AUGGAGGCCCUGGUAGGAGCUGUGACGGGUGGAGUAGCUGCUGCUCGAUGGAGCCCAGAUGGGGAGGUGCUUUCAUUGGUGUCUGGGCAAGGCCAGCUGCUCCUCAUGAACAAGGACUGGGACACCAUAGCAGAGACAUGGCUUUUUGGCUCCAUCGAGAACCCCAUCCCUGCCCGGCCGCUGGCCGCAGAAGCCAUCCCUGACAGUGUCUGGCUGGGCUCUGAUGACGUCAGCCUUCACUGGCGAGGAGACGGCAAGUUCUUUGCCACUGCCAGCCGCGCACAGACAGGUGAGCCAUGGGUGGUGCGGAUUUGGGAGCGCGAGAGUGGCGCGCUGCAUGCAGUGGGGGAGCAUGCGCCGGGCCUGCUGGGGAAGCUGGCAUGGCAGCCCAACGGGCGCAACCUGUAUGCGGCAUGCAGGCAACCCGACGGCGCUCUGCGCGUGCUGCUCUUUGAGCGCAAUGGACUGCAGCACGGCGGCUUUGAUGAUGUGGACCAGGAGCAGCACAGGGUGCAAAUCUGGCAGCGCAUCAAUUGGCACUGGUACUUGAAGCAGGAGCUUCGCCCAUACAGUGGCUCUGAGCUCCAUGUUGCAUGGAGCGAAACAGCGCUGGCCUUAGACAUGGUCGCCAGCAAUGGGACCUUUGGCAGCGUGAAGUUCAAUGCACACACUUGCGUGAGUGAGCGGGGCACGGCGGCUGUUAUUGACGGAGCCAAAGUGUUGAUCACACCUCUGGGCCUGGCCGUUGUUCCGCCGCCCCUCAGCGCUGUCGUCCUGCUUGCGCCGGCUCCUGCCUCCUGCGUUGCCAUCAGGGACUUCACUGGAGCAGAGGCGAUUGCCAUGGUCCUAUCAGAUGGCAGGCUGGCGGUGAUCAGCUGCCUUGAGGAAGAUGAUUGGGAGGUGACAGUUGAGACACUAGCUGCCUCAGGCAAGCCGGAGGGCCCGGACGGCCUUCCUGCCUGUCAAAUAGUAAUUGACCCCCUGGACAUCCAGGCCGCAGUGUCCCUUCCGCAGGGCGGCGCUCUGCUACAGUCAGGCAAUGGCUUGCUCCACAAGUGUCAUGGGGGCAGCCUGGAAUCUCUGCCCGCCCCAGACUGCUUCCCAGAGUUCUGCCCUGUCAUGUGCGCGUCACCCGCUGGGGGAGAGCUGCCGCCCGUCUUGGGACUCUCCGACAAGGGCAAGCUCUAUUGGGGCCCGCUGCUGCUCUGGGAAGACUGCACAUCCUUUGCAGUACGCGCAGAGGGCGCCGGCGGCCCAUACUUGCUUUUCGUCACGAGGGACAAUGUGCUGCAUACACUGCCCUUUACCAGCCUGCUGAAGCCCACAGACUCGAGUCCCCAAGCAGAUACUCAUAAAAGGCCAGCAGCCAGGAAGCAGGACGGGCAGGCGCGGCACUAUGCGGACAUGCAUGCAGCCAUGCGCGGUCACGGCAUCGCGUCGACCAGCGGCCGGGAUGCCAGCGUGCGCGCCGUUGAGGCCGGCAGCCGUCUCGUGGCCGCGCCGCGCGGCGCCGACUUUGCAGUGCUGCAGCUGCCCCGGGGCAACCUGGAGACUGUCUCUCCCCGCGCCCUUGUGCUGGCCGCUCUCGCCCAUGCCCUCCUGGAGGACGAUUAUGCGGCGGCUUGGCGGUUGGCCGUUGUAAACAGAGUGGAUCUCAACCUGAUCGUGGACUAUGCAUGGCCGCGCUUCCUGGCCCACGCAUCCGACUUUGUGCAAGCAGUGGUGGAUGACCAGGCCGUGUGCGACCUGCUGGCGGCUCUUCGGCUAGACAGCGUGGCUGCCCCCGGCGGGUCCUAUGCCUCUGCCCUGCCUCACCCUAACCCUUCCACAGAGGCACCACAGGCGGUUGAGGAAGGCAAAGUGGCUGCCGUGAGCCGGGCAGUGAGUGAUGCUCUGGUCGCCAUUGAUGCGGCUGCUUACCUGCGGCCACUGGUCACAGCACGCACCACUCUGGGCGACAUCCAUGGUGCUCUCCAGCUCAUAAAGGACGCCAAGGAGGCCCAGCUCGCCAGAGAUGAAGCCCCACAGGUCAAUGGCACCGGAGAGCCUGGCGCAGCUGCAGGAGGGGACCAGGCAGCAGCUGGUGCAGGGUUUGCGAAUGGCAGCGGUGUGGAGCUGGCGGGGAUAGGAGCUCUGGGGCGGUGGCGCAGGCGUGUGGCGCGGGCCGUACCGACGGCCGAGGACGCCCUGCGCCACCUGCUCCUCUCCGUGGACGUUGAUCGCCUCUUCAGGUCUGCGCUGGAGAUGUAUGAGCUGGAGCUGGCGUUCAUGGUGGUGGCGCACAGCCAGCGCGACCCUGGCGAGUACAUGGCGCAGCUGCAGACCUUUGCAGCGCUGCCCCCGGGGCCCCUGCGCCGGCACGCCCUCGACAUGCACCUGGGCCGCUGGUGGCAUGCGCUGCACGCCCUGCUCCAAGCCGGCGACGCCCACUUCGACGCUGCCCUGCGCCUCGCCCGCGACAAGGGUCUGCUGCGGGAGCUAUUGGGAGCGUUGCCUGCCGGCGACGCGCGGCGCGCGCAGGUGCUUGAGGCAUAUGGGGAGGCGCUUGCCGCCCGCAAUCUGACAGAGGACGCAGCGCUGGCGUUCCUGGCUGCAGGCUGCCUGGAGCAGGCGUUGGCCCGGUACAAGGUGGCCGGCCAGUGGUGCAUGGCCUUCGGAGCAGGGCGGCUGGGGUGGGCGGCGAAGCAGGUGCAGGCGCUGGCAGCAGAGCUGGUGGAGGGCCUGAGCGGCAUGGGGCGGCCGGCAGAGGCCGCCACUGUGGCUGCCACCCACCUGCAUGACAUUGAAUCCGCCGUGCACCUCUUCUCCCAGGCCCACGAGUGGCGCCAGGCGUCGUACACAGCGUACCAGGAGGGGCGUGAGGACUUGAUUGAGACUGUCAUAGCGCCCGCAGCAGCCGAUGCAGCAGCCACUCUCCUCAGCCGUGCUCUGGACGACCGCAAACGCACUUGCAAGUACCUUGGCCGCCUCAAAGAGCUGAGGGAGAAGCGCGCGGCCAUGGAGGCGGCGCUGGCGGCCCAAGAGGACGGCGACGCCGACGGCGCGGCCGCGGACGACAUGUCUGACGUGUCCAGCGUCGUCAGCGGCCUCAGCGCUUACACGCAGCACAGCGCGGCCGCCACAUCAGGGCCCACCUCCACUGGCACCUUCGCACCCUCCACCGUCGGCGGCCGCCGCCCCCAACGCCGGCGCCAGAAGGGCUCCAAGGCGAACCGCAUCAGGCAGGGUGGCCCGGGAGAGGACAAGGCCCUGGCAGCCCACAUCCUGGAGCUGCAGCCGCGCGCGCAGCAGCUGGCAGAGGCCGCACAGCUGUGCGAGCUGCUCAUCAUGCUGGGCCACGAAGCAGACGCGCGCACCCUCCAGCAGGCAAGCCCAGCCUGCAUGCUGAUGUGCAUCCAUGCCAUGCAGGCUCUCUCAGAUCUCACAUCGGAGUGCGAAGCCGCCGCUGCAUACAUUCUUGCCAACGCAGACACGGUGAGGCAUACCGCAGACGACAAGCAGAGCGCUCGUCAGAAAGAGCCUGCAGGGACAGAAAUGAGCUGGAAGUGGGACAUACUGCGCCCGAUAAAGAGCGCAUUGCCUUCGUCUUGA